UUGUGCUUACGCACUCCUUCACCGAGAAUAACCUCUCUUUUCUGUCCCUAUCUAUAUUUCAUCUCCCAUCUAACCUCUCUUUCUCCUCUCUCCCCACCCCCCUCCACCCCCCCCCACACACACCAUGUAGCAUUGUGUGUUUUCCUGAAUCUGGAUCCGUUCUUACCUUGUAAACUUUGCAUUUUUAUCAAAGGAUAGUAGUCAAGAAGACAGUGUGAGCAGAGUAAGCAUGUCAAGUGACAGUUGCACCCACUGGUGUCAUAGUUGUGGGCAACCCGUGAAUGUCGUAAAUGCCGUUUGCCCCAAUUGCCAUGGUAGUUUUGUUCAAGAGAUCGAUGACAUAAUGAGUAGUAGUGCAGAUUAUCAGAACCAGAGGCCGAGAUUUAUGGAAUCUGUCUCAAACUUUUUAAGACGACAAAUCUCUGCUAGAAUUAAUAUUUCUGAGAGAGGGAGAUCUGAUGGGGGUGCUGAACAAAGAAAUUUGUGGAAUCCCUUGCUGAUUUUCAGUGGUGAUACGCCUGUUCAGAUGCCUGGGGAUGGUGGAGUUGUGGAGUUUCUUAAUGAGGCUCUUGGCUUCCGACGAGAAAAUGGUGGUGAUUAUUUUGUUGGUCCUGGAGUGGAAGAAUUCUUUGAAGAAAUUGUCAAUAACAAUCAGAGUGGUGCUCCUCCUGCCUCAAGAUCUUCAAUUGAUGCCCUGCCUACGGUCAAGAUAUUGAAAAAGGAUAUUAGAUCGGAUUCCCACUGUCCUGUUUGCAAAGAGAAAUUUGCACUAGGAACUCAGGCGAUUAAAUUGCCUUGCAAGCAUUUAUAUCACUCAGAUUGUAUAGUUCCAUGGUUACAACAGCGGAAUUCAUGUCCUGUUUGUAGACAGGAGCUGAUACCUCAAAGAUCUGGCAAUGACCAUUGUUCUCGAAGCUCCAGGAGUCAAAGUAGAAGCAGCAGUUGGCGAUUAAGUGGUAGGGAGGACAGUUCUCAGAAUCGAGAAAGGCGGAGGCCAUGGUCGUUCCUCUGGCGUUUUGGCUCAUCUCAUUCUAGUUCCCCUAGUACUCCAGCUGCUGAAACCAGCUCACAGACCAGCCAUCAAUACAAUCAUUACUCGGGCUACUCUAACUGGCCAUUUGAAUAACAAGGUUUAUCUUAAAGUAACCUGUUUUAUUUUUUCACAUUCUUUGUGAUCAUAAUGUUCUGCCUCUGGUUGAACUUACUAUUUCUCAUUUUGGAAAAAUAACGCCUUAUGUAUUUACAUGCUUGUAAUGUACAUUUGAAGUUUUUCACGUGUUUCUAAUGACUACCUCUUGGAAAUAGCUACUUUCAUCA
This is a messenger RNA of Nicotiana attenuata, 1317 nucleotides long. Its product is annotated as probable E3 ubiquitin-protein ligase RHC1A. Gene Ontology annotation, molecular function: ubiquitin protein ligase activity. Bases 230 to 1126 code for a protein of 298 amino acids. The transcript has 2 exons. The record is from RefSeq and is a predicted model, not a curated record. NCBI's taxonomy places the organism in Eukaryota, Viridiplantae, Streptophyta, Magnoliopsida, Solanales, Solanaceae. Gene Ontology annotation, cellular component: cytoplasm. Gene Ontology annotation, biological process: protein ubiquitination.